Molecule: messenger RNA, 7577 nt
Organism: Epinephelus fuscoguttatus (brown-marbled grouper)
Lineage: Eukaryota; Metazoa; Chordata; Actinopteri; Perciformes; Serranidae
Product: kelch-like protein 11
Exons: 2
Coding region: 2227-4350 (707 amino acids)
Molecular function (GO): protein binding
Source: RefSeq, a predicted model, not a curated record
GCCAGUUGUUGCUUAUACGUGUGAUUCUGGGUUUGAGUUGGAGCCAUGCCGGGGGUGAAGUUGGUGGUGGCAUCCCAGGUGUGCCCCCCUCUGCUCUUACUCCCUCGUACCCUCAAUAUUUAGCAGGAAAAUGAUUGCUUAUAAAUGAUUUGGUCUAUGAUUGAAGAGCCAUCACCAAGGUCAAAUGAACAUGGGGGUUAUUUUGAGUCGAGAGCAAAAGUACUGUAAGGGCUUAAAAGAAUACUUUAUCUUCAACAUUUUAAUAUCAGUUACUUCAUUUUUUUUCAGAAACCAAAUCAGGUGAACAUUCCUCAUAGAUUGAAGUCAAGGGAGGCCAUGUUUAACCCUCCGGAGACCACGGAUGCGCAGGUGUAUCCAAAUCACAUGACCGAUUUAAGAUGACGUAGCAGCGAGACGCGGCCUCGUAGAGUCUCCGUUUCAACUUGUGUCGAAAAUGCGAACUUCAAACUGUAUACCAAACCAGACUAAUGAUAAAUAAUUUAGGCCAUGCUUUUUCCUGAAUAUUGUCGUGACGUUUGGUGCAGUGACAAACAGUAAAAAUGGGCUUUUCUAACAAAGUGCUUGCAAGCAAAAAAACUUGACACCUCCUUUCCUAUUGGUGGUGUUUUUGUGUGAUUUUAGGUCCAGUGUGUUAAUACAGUUUGUCAAAAUGAAAAAAUAACCAUAAAGUCACACAGGUGAGGUUGUGCUGAAAAAAAUGACACCAAACAAGGCAAGGUAAACAGUUUUUUAAAGGUGUAGUCUAAAGCAUUUAAACCCUUGACCACAAAGGGUUAACACCAGUAAAACUACAUCGUAAAAUCUUCUUACAAACCCACAACUCAUGCAGUAUAUUCCAAGUCUUAUUAGUUCGUUUGCUCAGUGAUCCCAAACAGAAGCAUUUUUUGCUAAAACAUUAAAAUACUAGAGCACUUGGAGAGCGCAGACCUCCGCCAAGCAGCUCGGAUUUCCUGCCAUUUUAUUAUUUUAUCCACUUCGCUUCAACCGAUCACCAAAAUUUUAUUAUCUGUUCCUUGUCCCAUUAUCAACCUUUCCUGAAAAUUUCAUCAAAAUCUGUUCAGAACUUUUCAAGUUAUUUUGCAGACAAACAAACAAACGCCGGCGAAAACAUAACCUUGGCGGAGGUAAUAAAACACUUCCACCUGUGAGUGGGGUGCUCUGUGUGCUUGAGAAUGCCUGGGCCUAAUAAGCUCCACUUGAGCAGAGCAUACGACUGGAUACAGUAGACUUCUUGGAUUGUACUGCACGAGUGUCGUAGCAAUUUUAGCUGAUCUGCUUGGGAGUCAGCAAACAACACUGAAUAGCUUUGUGCACAAGAGUUUAUUCUCUAUAGAGAAGGUGCAACCUUCCCAGAACAGUGAAUACAGGGCAUCCUUAUACGUAUACUCAGACGACAAGAUGAUGGGAAAUCAGUCAUAGCUUUCUCAGGCUUUCCUGAUUUGAUUAUGUUCUCUUGAUUAUGUCAGAGGAGCAUACCUGAUGCAAUCAUGUUAGGUUAUCAGCUUAUCUGUCAGUCAAUUCGUGAAGAAUGUUUGCCCUUUUUGUAUUCUCCGUUCACUCCGGAGACAUGCAAGAAACACCCAAGUUUUCUUCCCAGUUUAUGGUAACAUGCAGUGAGCAAUUGAUAUACAAAUUGCCAUUUGGCAGGUAAAGUGUUCCUUUAAAACUGCUCAAAAAAGCAGAAGCUGAAAUUUGCACAUACUGUAUUUUAUUGUUGAUCAUUGUUUGUCAGCUAAGAUGUGUAUUCCUUUAGGUUUUCCAUUAGCUCUUCUUGUUUUUAAUAAAUACAAUAUCUAUAAUAAUGUAUCAAAUACAUGUAAAUAUAAUAUUAUUAUUAUUAUGGGGUGGGGUGGCUUGCAUAGGGAGCUGAAUUUUCUAGCUCCGGCACUGGAUGCAACAGCACAACUGCACAUCACCAGCAGUUAGAUCAGUCGCAAUGCGCAUGCGCGAAAGCGGCGCAUCCCUUCAACAAAGUUUAAUUUCCCUCAAAAUAAAGACGUGUUAAUGCGUCAAAGCAACGUCAAAAAAAUCAAUAACAUGUCCGCCUUCCCUAUAUAUGCGCCCGGACUGUUAAUGUCAAGUGUGGCUGUAGAUACCAGCCUGAAUGUGUGAGCCUCCCGUUCACUCUCCAGCUGUGAUCCACUACGUUUAAAGACGGAAGUGAGCACUCCUGUUCCCGACCAGGUCCGUGAAAGCUGCGCAUGCAUGUCAGUUUAUGAAUGUUUAUUUACGUGUGUUAUUUAUGCCUACGAGUUCUUCCCGAAGAUAGUUCAGAGCCUUCAUUUGCCUCUGAGUCUAUCCCGCUGCGGUAUGGCAGCGGCGGCAGAAGCGGCGGAGGACCGGAGCGGCGGAGCGCUAACAGGUGACGGGGAACCUGAGGAGGCCGAGGAGUUCACCUGCGCGGCCUACUGCUCGGAGCUCUCCCGGCGGCAGAACGAGCAGAGGAAGUCGGGGCUGUUCUGCGACGUGACGCUGGUGUUCAGCUCCGGCAGGGUGUCAGAGGAGAAGAGGGUCCAGACCUUAUCCGCCCACCGCUCGGUGCUGUCCGCCGCGUCGCAGUACUUCACGCUGCUGCUGGGCGGACAGUACUCAGAGUCCGUGUCGGGACGAGUGGAGCUCAGAGAGUGGAGCUCACCUGCGGGGCCAGACCCGGACACCGUGGAGGGUGUCAUACAGUUCAUGUACACAGGACAGAUCAGAGUCACCACUGCUAAUGUGCAUGAGGUGUUGGAACUUGCUGACAGGUUCCUGUUGGCACAGCUGAAGAGCUUCUGUGGAGAGUUUCUGAUGAAGAAGCUGAACCUUUCCAACUGUGUAGCAGUGCACAGCCUCGCCCACAUGUACACCCUGGACCAGCUGGCCCAGGGAGCCGCCAAGAUGAUUAGGAGAAACUUCCACAAAAUUAUCUGCCAUGAGGAGUUCUUUACACUGCCUUUUCAUUUGGUGCGGGACUGGCUGUCAGACUCAGGAAUCACUGUGGAUUCUGAACAGGAGUUGUUCGAGGCCAUAGUGAAAUGGGUGAACCAAAACACAGAGGAGAGAGAGACACAUUUUGAGGCGCUGUUCAGACUUAUAAGGCUGCCUCAGAUUGCUCCAACCUACCUGACACGGGUGGUGAGGAAGGAGCCCUUAGUGGCAGACAGUGCAACUUGUCAGCAGCUGGUGUCUGACGCCCUUGAGGUCCACGCCGUGCAUUUUGAGAACCUCAAAUCAGUUGAUUUAGAGCUCUCUGCCUCCAACAUGGCGGCAACCCAGCCUCGUCUCGGCCAGAACAUGGAUGUUAUCAUGGUGGUGGGUGGUGUUUCAGAAGGUGGAGACUAUUUAAGUGAGUGUGUGGGCUACUUUGUCGCUGAGGACCGUUGGGUGAACCUGCCACACAUUCACAACCACCUUGACGGACACGCCAUCGCAGUCACUGACAGCCAUAUUUACGUGGCAGGCUCAAUGGAGCCAGGCUUCGCCAAGACGGUGGAGCGCUUCAACCCCAACCUUAACACCUGGGAGCAGGUCAGCAGCCUGACCACCCGCAAGCACUCCUUUGGCCUCACGUGUGUCAAAGACUUGCUCUACAGCAUCGGUGGUCAUGGCAACUUCAGUCCAGGCUUUAAAGAUGUCACUGUGUACGAAGCUGAGCAGGACGAGUGGCACAAUCUCGAGCCGGCGCCGAAGAUAUUACGAGAUGUGAAAACAAUAAGCGUGGAGAACCGCUACAUAUAUGUGAUGGCCAGGACUCCUGUAGACAUGGACAAUGACGAUGGACUGAGCACUGUGACCUCUUGCUACGACACAGAGAGUCACAAGUGGCAGGAAGUGGACUCCUUACCGCUCAUUGAUAAUUACUGCAGUUUCCAAAUGGCUGUCGCACACACCAACUUCUACCACACAGCCUCCUGUUGCGCUAAGAGCUACAAGAUAACAGCCGAGGCAGCUCAGCAGAAAAUAAGCAGAAACAUCUCUGAUGAAAUCCUCGACAGCCUCCCCCCAGAGGUCCUCAGCAUGGAGGGCGCUGCUGUCUGCUACCUGGGUGAAGACAUAUUCAUCAUUGGCGGGUGGAGGAACUGCAACAACAUGGACAAGCAGUACCGCAAGGAGGCCUACCGUUACUGCGCUGAGAGGAAGCGCUGGAUGCUGCUGCCGCCUAUACCCCAGCCACGCUGCCGAGCCGCAGCCUGCCACAUUCGCAUCCCGUACCGUUACCUUCACGGCUGCCAGCACUACCCCACGCCCCAGAACCUGGCUCGCCAGCGAGACCGCAUGCAGCAGAUGCAGCAGCUCCAUCGCCGCACGCUCACUCUACGCAGACAGCUGCGGUCUCAGAUCGAAUGCUGAGAGCCUCGAAUUGUCUGCACUUAAAGCCGGAGUGUGGAACUUUUGUCUCUCCUCUCAGGGAGUGAGAGAAGUUACACAAACACUGCCAUCAUGUGUUUAUGACCUAUGCCUGCAGUUGAGCUCGCCACAUCUCCCCCGCCCCGAGGAGCACCCUCCUCAAGUCUUUCUUGCCUUCUUUAAUCCUUCCUUUGAACUCUUUUUUCCCUGGAGCAUCCACACCAGACACUUUUCUUCAGAUCUGGCACCACAGCUUCUGCCAUACCUCUAACUGCUGCUCUUUUGCUAUGGUCUCUCUCUCCACUUCCUGUCCCCUUUAGUUUUGGCUGGUUGACAUAAAACAGUGUUGUACAGUUGCAGCAGACACUAGACAACACAAUUCCGGUAUGCUGCAAAAUUCAGAGGGCUGCAUGACGUGCCAUUAAAAAAAAUUGCGAUAUGAGUUGCAGUUUCAGUGGGUAAACAGUAAUUUAUGCAAUUAAUUUUCACUGGAAAAAAAAUACGAUGAUGAUGUGAUUUUUUUUUUCUGGGGUCUGUACCAAACAAGCAUGUUCCCUCCUUUCUGGAAUAUGAUUUAUGGGCCGGGUCAUCUCUCAUUGUAAUGGUAUGUUAAGACACCUUUUACCUUUGUCGAAAAAUUGCAGCUCCUGCGAUUCAGAUAUUGUUCUUGGCCAUAUUGAAAUUUCAAUAAUAUUUGUUAGUUUAGUUGUGCAGCCUCACAGAGAGCUUUCCCUGUUUACGAUAGGCUUAAUCAGCACUGUGUGAACUCAUUUGGCAAAGGUGUAAAUAUAAUGGACGUUUGUUUGUACGUAAAAUUCCUUCAAUUCAGGGUUAAUCUGCUGAUAAAUGGGUUGUUUCUACCGCAAGACAUGUAUCUUAUUUUAUUGCCUUGUCUGCAUGGGUUUACCUGGAGCUGGUUUGGAUGAAACCAGUUUGAACUACUGGUGUUUGCUGCUCUGUGCACCAACUAGGUCCAGUGGGAGUUAGCUAGUGGCUCUGCUUAUUUCAAUCAGGAGAGACUUGUCUUUCAUGAAAAAAAUGUGGAAAGUCUUUGGCGAUUAGACCUCAUCAAGAUGGUAUAUAUUAAAGGAUAGUGAUGAAUCCGUAGUCGAAUAGGGACCCCCCCUAUUCGAGCUCGUUGAGCUCGAAUAGGGUUGAGCUCGUCCUGGACUCUGGAUACGAUGGCUGGAGGUGAACAGGGUGAAAGAGGGUGCGACAGUUCUGCCUAAAAUGACCGCUGACAGCAACACCUGAUCGGCUGAUAGAGAUCGUGGUGAAGUUUGAUUGGAUAACUUAAAGAGCGAACACCCAUAGUCAGCUGAUUAGAGGAAACAGUGGGAGUGGGAUGGAGAGAAUUGUGAAGAAAGUCUUCCUGAUUGAACUUCAGCCUUUAAUGGGUAUUGGGCUGUCGCAAGCAAAAUUAACUGUUACUGACAUCCCUAUCAGUCAGACAUGCAACCAGAUGAUCAGUCUUACAUUAUACUUUUGGCCUUACAUGAUUAGCUUAUGCCUUACUUUAUUCUGCUAGUAAAUGAAACUGUGAUUCGAUGGUUAAUCUCACUGCUGAGCAACUUAGCUUUUUAUAUGUGGUCUGUGUUAAAACCUAAAGAUGUCAACAUGUGUUGUGGUUUGAUUAUAAGAUAGAAUAUAACUAAGACAGUUAUCAGUGACAACAUGUAAAUGUAAAUGAUGUCUAUGUUUAUUGUGAUGUGAGUUAGUAUGAAAUUAAGUGUGUGGAUGAUGAACUUGCUGCAACAACCGGCUGAGCUUUAACUUUUUACUCCUCUCGCUGCUUGCAUCUAAUUUCUCUUCUACCUCCAGUUUCCCAUCAUGCUCUUUUGCACUUGUAAGGAUUGAAAUAUCUUAAUGUUGAUUGUGUGUAGUGUAUAUGUCGUGUGUGUGCCCCACUUGAAACAGACAAUCAUAUAUCAGAGUAUUUGUAGCAAGAGUUAAAUGUUGAGCAAAGCACAUAUUGGGGGAGAGGGUGUUGAUUACAUGUUACCCCUCAUUAAAACAGUUUCUUACAGAGUGCACAACACCCUUUUUCAUUCCUGUGGAUGUGUUUAAAUGUGUGUGAUUUAUUAUGUCUUAAAUAUUUCAGCUGGUCAGAACUUGCUUUAUUUAAUUUCCCAUGUUGUUGCGUAGCUUAAGAGAUAGGCCACCAUGAUAAUGAUGAGACGUACAUUUUGGCAAAAGAAGCUUUAUUCUCUUCGGCAUUGUGGUGUUAUUUUGUUUGUUGGCUUAUUCUGCCUGUGUGCAUCUUGCAGACUUUACUCUGCCUCUAACUUCUCUCACAGCACUAUGAGAUGUGUGAAACACAUUAAACCAGGAGGGUGAUAUGCUUCUGCGCAUGGUUCUCUCCAUGUUCUAAACUGUGCCAUGAUAUUCCAGCUGUCUCUUAUUAAUACAGUUGAAAUAAUUGUAUUUCCUGCACUAAAGGACCUUGAAUGUUAACUUAAACAUUGUACAGUGUUGCGUAUUUUAAAUACUCAGAGCACAGGGUUGUGUGGACCAGUCGCUGAGCUCAGUAUCUCUCCAUUACUGUUUAAAUUGCUAGUGCCUGUGUUAACUACAGCCAAGCUCUCCACCAGUUUUCCACCAACAUACUGCACACAAUGUGAAUAGUAUUAAUUAUUGAAUGGGACUAAUAUGAUCAGAUACAUGUGGAGUUUUUGAAUUUUAAAGAAGGUUUUAAGACACUUUUCUCAUGUAAAGUGCACAUGACCACAGGAGCAGAGCAGACAGCAACAUAGAUUUUAAAUCAUUGACAGUAGUGUAUGAGGGUUUCAGAUUUGAUUUGCCUGACAUAUAUUCAGAUUUCCUGCAGCCUUGUACUGUGUUAGGUAUGAUGUCAUUCCAUUUGUAUGUGCAACAGCAAGAAAGUGUACAGACAUUUGAAAUAAAUAAUGUGUAAUGAUAUGAGAUUGUUGUCACCUAUGAAGAUAUUUAUGCAUCUUUAAUUUUGUCACGACAAGUUAUGGUGAUUUAAGAGGUCCAUAUAAACAGUUACAUAACAAUUUAUAGUUUUGGAAAUCAUGCUAAUUCAGCAUUUACACUAUGAUGGACAAGGCUGGAUUUUCAAAUUAAAAGACCCCAUAUGGUUUACAGAAAGGGAGGGGGCCUAGACAAAGCUGACUUUCAAAAUAAAAGCACUAACUAGUAAUAUCAAAUUUUCAAUAGUUAUAAUAAAUUUUAAAAAAUAAAAUUUUCCACCUACUCUACUUUAAACC